CGAACAAAAGAAAUUAUUAAAAGAACAAAACCGUUUUGGAUUCGAUUUGAUGAAACAAGCUAAUGAGAUGAUGAGUUUUGAAAUUGAUUAUAAGAUCUUUGUAAGAGAUUUAGCACUAAGACCAAUCCCAUCCAACAUUCAUCUCGAAAACCCAAAACCAGAACCCCAAGUUUCAUCCAGCACCUCACCAGCCGCAACCGAUCCCAUAAGUUUUACUCCAACUCUUCCAGCUCCUUCAUCUGCUAUGAUCGAAAGUUCAGUAAUCUUAAGACCUGGAGGUUAUAAACGUUAUACACUUCCUCCACCUCCUGCUCCUCCUGUUUCGGUCCCUUCGGUUUCUAAUCAAACCCAUCAUUCAAAUAAUCCAUUAAUGUAUACCACUAGUUUAGUGGAGAUUCCUAGAAGGAGAAUCUUACCUAAACCUUCAUUGUUUAGUAGUAGUUUUUUUAUUUGGCAAAAAACCAAUUUAAGUUGAUCAAAAAUCGAUUUUUUUUGGAGGCGAAGGUUUUGGUGAUAGAUGGUGUAGAGGAUUUGGGGUUUUUUCUUUGAGAAGCGAUGUGGGUUGUAUUGGAUCAGUUCUUUUAUUUUUUACUUUUUAAUGUAUAGGUGGUUUGGAAAGAUAGAGUUGAGGAAAUCAGAUUCAUUGGUUAUAGGGACAACUAUUUUGUUGUAUAUUGGACAUUGAGGAAAAAAAUGAAGAAGUUCAAAGUUCAGUUAUUAAUGGGAUCUU
Molecule: messenger RNA, 730 nt
Organism: Melampsora larici-populina 98AG31
Lineage: Eukaryota; Fungi; Basidiomycota; Pucciniomycetes; Pucciniales; Melampsoraceae
Exons: 2
Coding region: 50-475 (141 amino acids)
Source: RefSeq, a predicted model, not a curated record